This is a messenger RNA of Arabidopsis thaliana (thale cress), 1946 nucleotides long. It is a transcript of the gene PLPB, whose product is annotated as PAS/LOV protein B. The record is from RefSeq and is marked reviewed. NCBI's taxonomy places the organism in Eukaryota, Viridiplantae, Streptophyta, Magnoliopsida, Brassicales, Brassicaceae. The transcript is spliced from 5 exons. The coding region runs from base 417 to 1367 and encodes 316 amino acids. Gene Ontology annotation, biological process: response to blue light.
CUCGAAGAACUGAGAAACGCGACAAAACCAAUCGUCCUCUUCCGAUAGCCACAAAACAAAAAUCAGACAAGAAGAAAGAAGAACGUUUCUUCUAACAGAUAGAGAUUACAAUCAAAUUGACUCUUAAUUUCUCAAUUCCGUAUCUCUCAUUUCAUCUUCUUCUUCUUCUCCUUUACUUAAGGAUCUCUGGUUUCUCUUUCUCUCCUCUGUCUUAUCUUCUCCAAAGUUACGCUUUUUUUCAAUGAAAACAUUUUCUUGAUUCCUGAUUUCAAAUUUCACAAUCUGGAUUUCGUGUUUCGAAUUCACUUUGAAGAAAAAGUUUCUCAAUUUCGCCUGAAAACCCACAUGGGAUUGGAACUAAACACUAGACUGACAAGAAGAAGAAGAGUAAUCAUCAUCGAGUGUUUAUUACGAUUAUGUCCUUAACGAAAUCUUCAGAAUCAGUUUUCACUGAAGAAGAAGAAGAAGAUUCCUUUAGCGGUCGAUACACGUUAUGGAUCAAAGAAGCAUUAGAGGAGCUUCCACACAAUUUCACAAUCACCGACCCGUUUAUUUCGGGUCACCCGAUUGUUUUCGCGAGCUUAGGGUUUUUGAAAAUGACUGGCUAUUCACGAGAAGAAGUGAUCGGAAGAAACGGUAAAGUUUUUCAAGGACCUAAGACUAAUCGAAGAUCGAUCAUGGAGAUUCGUGAAGCGAUUCGUGAAGAGAGAUCAGUGCAAGUGAGCUUGUUGAAUUAUCGUAAAUCUGGGUCUCCGUUUUGGAUGUUGUUUCAUAUGUGUCCUGUUUUUGGGAAAGAUGAUGGUAAAGUCACCAAUUUUGUGGCGGUUCAGGUCCCGAUUUCGGGACGAGAACAUCAUCGGAAGAAGUUGAGAAAUGUCGGAGAUUUGUCGUCGGAUACUUCUCCGACAUUUGGUUCUUGUCGAAGAGAGGUUUGUUUUGGUAAUUUCGUGUGUCAGGAUCGAGCUUUACCAGUGGAAUGUGAUGAUGAUGAACAAGGAUUAGAGGAUUGGGAACAGUGUGAAGCGAGUGAGUCCGAGAAGCUGAAAGCUACGGAAGCUAUUAACAAUGUGUUAUCUAUCUUAGUGCAUUACAGCGAGUUGAGUGGUAGAUUAGUCUGCGGAAAGCGGUACUGCUUGCGAGGAGUAGAUUGUCUAAGCUCGUCGUUAGUUAUUUCUCUCGGUAGAAUCAAACAAAGUUUCGUAUUAACCAAUCCAUGCUUACCAGACAUGCCUAUCAUUUAUGCGAGUGAUGCCUUUUUGACACUGACCGGUUACAAGAGACAGGAAGUGUUGGGACAAAACUGUAGAUUUCUGAGUGGGGUUGAUACUGAUUCCUCAGUACUAUACGAGGUAGAGAUUGCGUUUUAACUUGUUAAUUAGUAUAUGGCAUGAUUGAUAAUUGUGAAUGUUUUAUUUGGUUCAGAUGAAGGAAUGCAUCUUAAAGGGACAAUCAUGCACAGUGCAAAUACUAAAUUACAGUAACAGAAAAGAUAAGAGCUCAUUUUGGAAUCUUCUUCACAUCUCACCAGUUCGUAAUGCUUCAGGCAAGGUACAUAUCCCUUCAUGACUACAUACUUCCUGUUACCAAAUCCUUUUGUCUUUCAUUUUUUGGCCUUGAUACAAAACCCGAAUAUGACAUGUAGAACUGAAAGUAAUUAGUACAGUUACUGAUUUCUGCUUUUUUUAGACAGCAUAUUUUGUGGGUGUUCAAGUAGAAGCAAGUUGUAGAAAUACUGAAAUUAAAGAGCUGAGACCAGAGACGAGACAACUGAGUGUUGUCGGUGCGGUUAGAGUUGCGGUUAGAAGCUCAUUGAUGGUGACAUGCUAAUAUACGCCAGAAAGAAAAUGCGUCGACUUAGAGAAGAGUCUAAAGUGAAUUGGACAUACAUCUUUACUAUAUGUAUAAUCAUUUGACAUACUACAUUAAUAUAAGUCUUUAUUUUACCG